AUGGCACCCCUCGUAACAUUGGCCACCUGUGCUCUGAACCAGUGGAGUCUGGACUUUGAGGGAAAUUUGAGGCGCAUCAAGCAGAGUAUUGUCAAAGCCAAGGCGGCCGGUGCAACUCUGCGUGUCGGCCCUGAACUCGAAAUCCCAGGAUAUGGCUGCUUGGACCACUUCUUAGAGACCGAAGUAUAUGAGCACUCGUGGGAUUCUUUGUACUCUAUCUUGACCGAUGAGUCACUACAUGGAAUCAUCAUCGAUGUCGGUCUGCCUCUACUCCACCGGAAUUGCAGAUACAAUGCACGUGCCAUCGUUCUGGAUGGGAAGAUCCUGUGUCUUCGCCCAAAACUGUAUCUCGCCAACGAUGGCAAUUUCCGUGAGAUGCGCUUCUUCACGCCGUGGAACAGGCCCAGACACGUAGAGCAAUAUUACCUCCCACCGCUGAUCCAGAAGCACCAAGGUGCCCGCCAUGUGCCAAUUGGUGAUGUUGUUCUCUCCACAAUCGACACUUGUUUGGCUGCCGAGACGUGUGAAGAGUUAUUCACGCCUAACAGCCCUCAUAUUAACAUGGGACUCAACGGAGUGGAGAUCUUUACGAAUAGCAGUGGAAGUCACCACUCACUCCGAAAGCUUGAUGAACGAAUUGCCCUUAUUCAAGAAGCCACUCGUAAGAAUGGCGGUGUCUACCUAUACUCCAACCAACUUGGAUGCGAUGGAGAUCGGCUUUACUAUGAUGGCUGUGCGAUGAUCUUCGUUAACGGUGACAUUGUGGGACAAUCAAGUCAAUUCUCGCUGAAUGAGGUUGAAGUUGUCGUGGCCACAGUCGAUUUAGAAAAAGUACGAGCUUAUCGAUUUGCCCCAUCGCGUGGCUUACAGGCAGUAGCGGCACCGGAAUACCAGCGGAUUGAGGUGGAUUACUCUCUUUCCCAUGAUAAUCUCGAUCUUGAGUUCGACUUGCGGCCUACUGCCCCCCGGCCAGCGCGGUAUCACCUCCCUGAGGAGGAAAUUGCUUUGGGACCCGCCUGUUGGCUAUGGGAUUACCUUCGGCGCUCCAAGGCCGCUGGGUUCUUCGUUCCAUUGUCCGGUGGAAUCGACAGUUGUGCGACGGCGACAAUUGUUUAUUCCAUGUGUCGCUUGGUCAUUACAGCUAUCAAGGAAGGGAAUGAGCAAGUCAUAACUGAUGUCAAGCGGAUUGCCGCUUACUCAUCGACUCUCCCUCAAACAGCAGAAGAGCUGUGUAAUCAGAUUUUCUGUACAUGCUACAUGGGAAUGGAGAACCAGAGCAGCAAGGAAACUCGGGACCGUGCAAAGGCCUUGUCCGAGCGGAUUGGGUCGUAUCACACUGAUGUCAAUAUUGACAAUAUGUUCAAUUCUACGAAGAACAUCCUCACUCAGGCCACGGGCUUUGAACCGAAAUUCAAGGUCCAUGGAGGUUCGAACACAUCAAAUCUCGCACUUCAAAAUAUCCAGGCACGGUCCAGAAUGGUGCUUGCGUACUACUUUGCUCAAGAGCUAUGCGAGGUCCGCAAUCGUCCCGGCGGCGGCUCUCUUCUGGUCUUGGGAAGUUCCAAUGUAGAUGAAUGUCUUCGUGGAUAUCUGACCAAAUACGACUGUUCCUCUGCCGAUAUCAACCCCAUUGGGUCAAUCAGUAAAGUGGAUCUCAAGCGGUUUAUUGACUGGGCAUCGAAGGACUUUGAAAUGCCCAUUCUUGUGGACUUCCUGGAUGCCAUCCCCACGGCGGAAUUGGAGCCAAUCACGGAGAACUAUGUGCAAAGCGACGAGGUUGACAUGCAGAUGACCUAUAGCGAACUCUCGCGUUUCGGAAGACUGAGGAAAGUGGAUCAUCUGGGGCCAUAUGGAAUGUUCCUUCGUCUUUUGGACGAAUGGGGCGGCGAAGGAAAACUUAGCCCCCGUGAGAUCGGCCAUAAGGUGAAGUUGUUCUUCCAUUUCUAUCAGAUCAACCGGCACAAGCAAACCGUUGCCACUCCGUCUUACCAUGCGGAGAACUACAGCCCUGAUGAUCAUCGAUUUGAUCUUCGGCCAUUUGUGUACCCACCUGGAUUUGAGAGUUGGUCAUUCAGGAAGAUUGACGAACGGGUGGAAGCUUUGGAGCAGCGGAAGAAGCGACAGGAGGCGUAG
Messenger RNA from Penicillium verhagenii, 2133 nucleotides. RefSeq lists its product as uncharacterized. The record is from RefSeq and is a predicted model, not a curated record. Gene Ontology annotation, biological process: NAD+ biosynthetic process. NCBI's taxonomy places the organism in Eukaryota, Fungi, Ascomycota, Eurotiomycetes, Eurotiales, Aspergillaceae. Gene Ontology annotation, molecular function: ATP binding; NAD+ synthase (glutamine-hydrolyzing) activity; glutaminase activity. Gene Ontology annotation, cellular component: cytoplasm. The transcript has 5 exons. Bases 1 to 2133 code for a protein of 710 amino acids.